Molecule: messenger RNA, 1832 nt
Organism: Hydractinia symbiolongicarpus
Lineage: Eukaryota; Metazoa; Cnidaria; Hydrozoa; Anthoathecata; Hydractiniidae
Exons: 2
Coding region: 102-1679 (525 amino acids)
Biological process (GO): sterol metabolic process
Molecular function (GO): monooxygenase activity; oxidoreductase activity, acting on paired donors, with incorporation or reduction of molecular oxygen; iron ion binding
Source: RefSeq, a predicted model, not a curated record
UAGUAUUUAAAUACCUCACUGCAUGGGAAAAGUGUGAUCGUUUUUUACAGAAAAUAUACUUAUUAAAAAGAGAUGAUUUUUUGUAGAGGAUUGUUACAGAUAUGACCGACGUGGAAUUUUUUAAUGCACUGACAUCGAUGCAAACCAAAAAAACACGUGUUAUUAUCGUUCAAAGUUUAAAUCUCCUUCAGGAUGAUAAAAAAUACUUAGACAGUAUACAAAAACAACAACAACAACAACAGAAACAACAACAACAACAACAACAACAGAAAUUAAAUAAAAGUCACAUGACAGAGACUUCUAAAGAUAUUGGCGUUGAAAAACAGAUUCCAGGAGCGCUUGGUCUUUCUAUUCUAAAUUUAGUAGAACUAUCACGAAAGGGUCAUAACUUUUAUCUCAAAAGAAUUAAAAAGUAUAAAAGUUCUGUGUUUAAGGUCAACUUGUUUGGACCACGCGUUGUUGUGUGUGAUUACAAAGGAAUUCAAUGUCUAUUUGAUAUACGUGUGACAAGGAAGCGGCGAAGCUUCGGGAUGAAUGUAUUUAAUGACGAUUCUUUAAAUGGCUACGUGCCGAUGAUCUUUCAAAAUGACGAGGUGAGGCAUACAAAAGUAAAACUGAUGUUCAUUGAAUACAUGAAGAUGUUUAAAAGAGAUUUUUGUAUAUCUCAUGUAAACAACAUCAUCAAAGUACAAAUGGAAUUCCUGUCCUGUCAAGUUACACAUAACAAAAAAGUAAAUUUUGAAGGAUUGGUGGGAGAAUGCUUUAUUGAUAUCAUAGCGCAAACCAUGUGGGGCAUCACAAUAAACAAACAAAUCACACAAUUUUGGCUCGAUAACAGCUUUUAUAAGAAAUUUGGUAAGAAGGGUGAUUUCUCGAAAACAUACGAAGCUUACAGACAACUUUUUUGCAGCAUUGAAAAAUCACCGUAUUUCGAUUUAUUGAUGGACAAAGGCAACGAAAUUGGAAUGAAACGAUAUGAAUUGGUUUGCGAGUUUAUUAUGUGCGUGAUAUUUAACGCGUAUGGAGCGAUCCACAAACUUUUUCUUUCCUGUCUGGUAUACUUGGUCAAACUGGAAAAAAAUCACAAAAUGCUUCUUCGUGAAGAAGCAAAAAUAUUUUUGCAAGAGAACAACAUGGCAAGUCUUUCAAAGCUUGAAAAUAUAGAAAACUUUAUAUUAGAAGUCGUGCGAAUGCAUCCGCCGGCUUUUAUGAUGUUCGGAGAAGCUUGCAUGGAUUUCGUUCUCAAAGCAAGAUUGGGCAGUUUUAACAUCAAAAAAGGUAGUUUGAUAUGUGGAAACAUAUACCAGAUCCAACGAGAUGCAAGUAUAUUUCAAAACCCAAACAAUUUCGAAUUCGACCGUUUCACGAAAAAACCAGAGCUUAAGAGAUACCUUGUCGCCUUUGGGGGAGAUUACCUACACGAACAGGACAUUUUGUCACACAAGUGCAUUGGUCAGCACAUGACAUUAAGUGUCAUGAAAAUAUGUGUCAGUCACAUGUUAUUCUGCACUCUAGAGUUCGCCUCGAACGUAAAGUGGACACAAACUAAAAUAAAACGCUACUCGGCUUCAGACAAACCUGUCGUAAUGAGUACAUUUUCCUACAAUGGAUAUAAGAGCGAAGAAGUAAUACUUGAUGAGGUAGAUGUCUCUAAUGACACGUGGUGUGAAGAGACAUGAUGUGAGAACAUGUGAUGAAAUGCCAAGUAAUUUUAAGACAUGGCCAUGUGUAUAAAACAUGUGUAUUAAGACGUGUAGUGUGAAGACAUGUGAUGUAAGGACACGUUAAGUAAAGACACGUGAUGUCAAAACACGUGAUGUGAAGACACAUGA